This is a messenger RNA of Colletotrichum spaethianum, 963 nucleotides long. RefSeq lists its product as uncharacterized. Lineage: Eukaryota; Fungi; Ascomycota; Sordariomycetes; Glomerellales; Glomerellaceae. The transcript is spliced from 2 exons. The record is from RefSeq and is a predicted model, not a curated record. Bases 1 to 963 code for a protein of 320 amino acids.
AUGGCCGCUGUGCGCCUCACCACGUCUCCCGGCGUCCGCGCCGCCGCGGCAUCCCCGCUGACCUCGCAGCUGUGGUCCAGCGCAUCCGCGAACGCCGCCCCCGUCCCGACUUUGGUUCCUGCCGCAACAGUCGCCGCAGCCGCGGCUGUAGCAGCGAAAACGACGACGACGACGACGACGAUGACGACCGCUUCGGCAUUGCCGCCCCCGCCGUUCGUUCUGACGCGCGACAGGUCGAAGCACCGCGAACCCCCGAACCGGUACUUCAACCCUUCGAACACGUUCCUCUCCAGCAACGGCGGGAGCCCGGGCAAGAAGCCCGGCGACGAGAACAAGGCCAACCUCGGCAAGACCCUCCGCAUCCUCCAAGACCACCUCCCAACGGUCCUGCAGUCCCCGCUCCCGCAGGAGAUCCUCGCCCCCAACAUCUCCCUCCACCUCUUCCCGACGACGCACCCGCACCUCCCGACCGUCUCGGGCCGCGUCGCCUACACCGCGGCCCUCUGGACCUCCCCGAUCGCCUGGAACCGCAUGCCGCUCGUCGGCAACGUGCGCCUGUCCAUCAUCUCGGAGCGCGUGACGAAGCAGCCCCUCCACUUUGCGCCGCUGCACCCCGGCGCGAUCCCCGAGCAGCUGGUCGUGCGGUGGUGCGCGUCCGGCAAGAAGAACGGGUCCGCGGGGCAUGCGGCCGCCGCCGCGGCGUCGGCGGCGUCGUCGACGACCGAGAGCGGCGUGAGGGCGGCCGAGGGCGGGGACAGGGCGUUCACGGGGCUGUUUGUGUUCCAGUUCGACGCGGAGGGGCGGAUACUGAGCCAUACCAUCGAGACGGUGCAGGAGGGCGGGGACUGGGAGAAGGGCGUCGGCGCCAAGGUCGUCGGGCUGACGGAUUGGUUGCUGGGCGGGAUGAGGAGGCAAGGAGAGAGCCCCAGCCCUGCGUUUGAGGGUCUAGGGAAGAAGGAAUAA